Messenger RNA from Bradysia coprophila, 559 nucleotides. RefSeq lists its product as uncharacterized. Lineage: Eukaryota; Metazoa; Arthropoda; Insecta; Diptera; Sciaridae. The record is from RefSeq and is a predicted model, not a curated record.
CUGCCAACGAUCGAAAGUUAAACACAAUGAAUCGUAAAAUAGUUGUUUUGCUGCUGACUCUCAUGUUGGCGCUCCAAUUACAAGCGCAAAAGGAUUACAAAGGAACGAUUACGAAAAUGUGCAAAUCGGGACAACUAAAAGAAAUCGUUAACACGUGCCUCAAGAAUCAAUUGAAGAAUCCGGCUGACGAGAAAACUGUUUCCCAAAUGAUUGAUAAAAAGUACGUCACAUUUGAUCAAAUGUUGAAGGAUGUCUGUAAUACGUCGAGCGCGGCUUCAAAGAAACUGGUAACGAGACUAUUUAAGCUUGUUACGACACAAUACUCUAAAAUCAAAGCGAUGUUCAAAAGGGAUCCAAAAGCAUGCAUCAUGAAGUACAAUCAUAGUUAAGUGUUAUGUCAGUGUUUAUUCAAUUAAAUUUUUUAGCAUAAAUGUGACAGUUCUUUGUGUUUAAAAUGUUGGAUUUAGUAAUCCAAUGAUAUAAUAUCCAAAUUAAUCGUUUAGAUUUAGUGUGCCGUGAAGUAAUUUCAGUUGUUCAUUCUGUAAGAACUAAAUAUACU